AUGGAAGGCUGUGACUCGCCCGUCGUCUCGGGGAAGGACAAUGGGUGCGGUAUCCCUCAGCACCAGCAAUGGACUGAACUCAACAGCACCCACCUCCCCGACAAACCCAGUAGCAUGGAGCAGUCCACAAGCGAGAACCACGGGCCCCUGGACAGCCUGAGGGCCCCCUUCAAUGAGCGCCUCGCGGAGAGCUCCGCCUCGGCCGGCCCCACCGCCGAGCCCGCCGGCAAGGAGGUCAGCUGCAACGGGUGCUCGGCCUCCUUCGCCAGCCUGCAGACCUACAUGGAGCACCACUGUCCCAGCGCGCGCCCCCCGCUGCCCCUGAGGGGGGAGAGCGGGAGCGACACCAGUGAGGAGGGGGACGAGGAGAGUGAUGUGGAGAACCUGGCUGGGGAGAUAGUCUACCAGCCCGAUGGCUCGGCCUACAUUGUCGAGAGCCUGAGCCAGCUGACCCAAAGCGGGGGCGCCUGUGGCAGCGGCAGCGGGCCCCCCCCCUCGCUCUUCCUGAACUCUCUCCCCGGGGCGGGGGGCAAACAAGGGGACCCUUCUUGUGCUGCACCAGUCUACCCACAGAUCAUCAACACUUUCCACAUAGCCUCAUCCUUCGGGAAAUGGUUUGAGGGCCCAGACCAGGCUUUCCCGAAUACCUCAGCCCUGACGGGGCUCAGCCCCGUCCUGCACAGCUUCCGCGUGUUUGACGUGCGACACAAAAGCAACAAGGAUUACCUGAACAGCGACGGCUCCGCCAAAAGCUCCUGCGUAUCCAAAGAUGUUCCCAACAACGUGGACCUGUCCAAAUUCGAUGGCUUUGUGCUCUACGGCAAGAGGAAGCCCAUCCUGAUGUGCUUCCUGUGCAAACUCUCCUUCGGGUACGUCCGUUCGUUUGUGACCCACGCGGUGCACGACCAUCGAAUGACCCUGAGUGAAGACGAGCGGAAAAUUCUUAGCAAUAAGAACAUCUCCGCUAUCAUCCAAGGGAUUGGCAAAGACAAGGAACCCCUUGUGAGUUUUUUGGAACCAAAAAACAAAAACUUUCAACACCCUUUAGUUUCUACGGCUAACCUCAUAGGCCCCGGACACAGUUUUUAUGGGAAAUUUAGUGGCAUUCGGAUGGAAGGGGAGGAGGCUCUCCCAGCCGGCUCUGCUGCCGGCCCCGAGCAGCCCCAGGCUGGUAUCUUGACCCCCAGCACCCUCUUGAACCUUGGCGGGCUCACCAGCUCGGUCCUGAAGACCCCCAUUACCUCAGUCCCCCUGGGGCCUCUGGCCUCCAGUCCUACCAAAUCCUCAGAGGGCAAGGACUCUGGGGCAGCAGAAGGAGAGAAGCAAGAAGUAGGCGAUCCGGAUUGUUUCUCCGAGAAAGCAGAGCCAGCCGAGGAGGAGGCAGAGGAGGAAGAGGAGGAAGAAGAGGCAGAGGAGGAGGAGGAAGAAGAAGAGGAGGAAGAAGAGGAGGAGGAAGACGAGGGUUGCAAAGGACUCUUUCCAAGCGAGUUGGACGACGAACUGGAGGACAGGCCCCACGAGGAGGCUGGGGCCAUGGCAGGUAGCAGCAGCAAAAAGGACCUUGCUCUCUCAAACCAAAGCAUUUCUAACUCCCCCUUAAUGCCUAAUGUGCUCCAGACCUUGUCGAGGGGCACAGCUUCUACUAGUUCUAAUUCUGCUUCUUCCUUUGUUGUCUUUGAUGGUGCGAACAGGAGGAAUCGUUUAAGCUUUAACAGUGAGGGCGUCAGGGCCAAUGUGGCAGAGGGCGGCAGGAGGCUGGACUUUGCUGACGAAAGUGCCAAUAAAGACAAUGCCACAGCACCAGAACCAAAUGAAAGCACAGAGGGUGACGAUGGGGGCUUUGUCCCCCAUCACCAGCACGCUGGCUCCCUCUGUGAGCUUGGGGUUGGGGAAUGCCCCUCGGGGAGCGGCGUGGAGUGCCCCAAAUGCGACACGGUCCUGGGCUCCUCCCGCUCGCUGGGCGGCCACAUGACCAUGAUGCAUUCUCGUAACUCAUGUAAGACACUUAAGUGCCCCAAGUGCAACUGGCACUACAAGUACCAGCAGACACUGGAGGCUCACAUGAAGGAGAAGCACCCGGAGCCGGGGGGCUCCUGUGUCUACUGCAAAAGCGGGCAGCCCCACCCUCGGUUGGCACGAGGUGAGAGCUACACGUGUGGUUACAAGCCUUUCCGCUGUGAGGUGUGUAACUACUCCACAACUACCAAAGGCAACCUCAGUAUUCAUAUGCAGUCCGACAAGCAUCUCAACAACAUGCAGAACCUGCAGAACGGAGGGGGGGAGCAGGUGUUCAGCCACUCGGCCGGGGCGGCGGCGGCGGCGGCGGCGGCUGCGGCCGCAGCGGCCAACAUCGGCAGCUCCUGCGGGGCCCCCUCGCCCACCAAACCAAAAACCAAACCCACCUGGCGGUGCGAGGUGUGCGAUUACGAGACCAACGUGGCCAGGAACCUGCGCAUCCACAUGACCAGCGAGAAGCACAUGCAUAACAUGAUGCUGCUGCAGCAGAACAUGUCCCAGAUUCAACACAACCGCCACCUGGGCCUCGGCAGCCUGCCCUCGCCCGCCGAGGCCGAGCUUUACCAGUACUACCUGGCCCAGAACAUGAACCUGCCCAACCUGAAGAUGGAUAACACUGCCUCAGACGCCCAGUUCAUGAUGAGUGGAUUCCAGCUGGAUCCCGCCGGGCCCAUGGCCGCCAUGACGCCUGCUCUAGUGGGCGGUGAGAUCCCCCUAGACAUGCGCCUCGGGGGCGGGCAACUGGUGUCGGAGGAGCUGAUGAACCUGGGCGAGAGUUUCAUCCAGACCAACGACCCGUCUCUGAAGCUCUUCCAGUGUGCCGUGUGCAACAAGUUCACCACGGACAACUUGGACAUGCUGGGGCUGCACAUGAACGUGGAGCGCAGCCUCCCGGAGGACGAGUGGAAGGCCGUGAUGGGGGACUCGUACCAGUGCAAACUCUGCCGCUACAACACCCAGCUCAAGGCCAACUUCCAGCUGCACUGUAAGACCGACAAGCAUGUGCAGAAGUACCAGCUGGUGGCCCACAUCAAGGAGGGUGGCAAAGCCAAUGAGUGGCGGCUCAAGUGUGUGGCCAUCGGCAACCCUGUCCACCUCAAGUGCAACGCGUGUGACUACUACACCAACAGCCUGGAGAAGCUGCGGCUGCACACGGUCAACUCCAGACACGAGGCCAGCCUGAAGCUGUACAAGCACCUGCAGCAGCACGAGAGCGGAGUGGAGGGUGAAAGUUGCUAUUACCACUGUGUCCUGUGCAACUACUCCACCAAGGCCAAGCUGAACCUCAUCCAGCACGUGCGCUCCAUGAAGCACCAGCGCAGCGAGAGCCUGCGCAAGCUGCAGCGGCUGCAGAAGGGCCUUCCCGAGGAGGACGAGGACCUGGGGCAGAUCUUCACCAUCCGCAGGUGCCCCUCCACCGAUCCAGAAGAAGCCAUUGAAGAUGUUGAAGGGCCCAGUGAAGCGCCUGCUGACCCAGAGGAGCUUGCUAAAGACCAGGAGAGUGGAGCAUCGUCCAGCCAAGCAGAGAAGGAGCUGACAGAUUCUCCCACGACCUCCAAACGCAUCUCCUUCACAGGUAGCUCAGAAUCUCCUCUUUCUUCAAAGCGACCUAAAACAACAGAGGAGACCAAAUCAGAGCAGAUGUACCAGUGUCCCUACUGCAAGUACAGCAAUGCCGACGUCAACCGCCUCCGGGUGCACGCCAUGACGCAGCACUCUGUGCAGCCCAUGCUGCGUUGCCCCCUGUGCCAGGACAUGCUCAACAACAAGAUCCACCUCCAGCUGCACCUCACCCACCUCCACAGCGUGGCACCUGACUGCGUGGAGAAACUCAUUAUGACGGUGACCACCCCUGAGAUGGUGAUGCCCAGCAGCAUGUUCCUCCCAGCAGCUGUUCCAGAUCGAGACGGGAACUCCAAUCUGGAGGAGGCAGGAAAGCAGCCUGAAACCUCAGAGGAUUUGGGAAAGAACAUCUUGCCCUCUGUAAGCACAGAGCACAGUGGAGAUUUGAAACCUUCUCCUGCUGACCCAGGGGCUGUGAGAGAAGAUUCAGGCUUCCUGUGCUGGAAGAAGGGGUGCAACCAGGUUUUCAAAACUUCUGCCACUCUUCAGACCCACUUCAAUGAGGUUCAUGCCAAGCGGCCUCAGCUGCCUGUGUCAGAUCGCCAUGUGUACAAGUAUCGCUGUAAUCAAUGCAGCCUGGCUUUCAAGACCAUUGAAAAGCUCCAGCUCCAUUCUCAGUACCACGUGAUCAGAGCUGCCACCAUGUGCUGUCUUUGUCAGCGCAGUUUCCGAACUUUCCAGGCUCUGAAAAAACACCUUGAGACAAGCCACCUGGAGUUGAGUGAGGCCGACAUCCAACAGCUUUAUGGUGGCCUUCUGGCCAACGGGGACCUCCUGGCAAUGGGAGACCCUACCCUGGCCGAGGACCACACCAUAAUUGUUGAGGAAGACAAGGAGGAAGAGAGUGAUUUGGAAGAUAAACAGAGCCCAACAGGCAGUGACUCUGGGUCAGUACAAGAAGACUCAGGCUCAGAGCCAAAGAGAGCUCUACCUUUCAGGAAAGGCCCCAACUUCACCAUGGAAAAAUUUCUAGACCCCUCUCGCCCUUACAAGUGUACCGUCUGCAAGGAAUCCUUCACUCAAAAAAAUAUCCUGUUAGUGCACUACAAUUCUGUCUCCCACCUGCAUAAGUUAAAGAGAGCCCUUCAAGAGUCAGCAACUGGUCAGCCCGAACCCACCAGCAGCCCAGACAACAAACCUUUCAAGUGUAACACUUGUAAUGUGGCCUAUAGCCAGAGUUCCACUUUGGAGAUCCACAUGAGGUCUGUGUUGCAUCAAACCAAGGCCCGAGCAGCCAAGUUGGAGGCUGCAAGUGGCAAUAGCAAUGGGACUGGGAAUAGCAGCAGUGUCUCCCUGAGCUCCUCCACCCCAAGUCCUGUGAGCACCAGUGGCAGUAACACCUUUACCACCACCAAUCCAAGCAGUGCUGGCAUCGCUCCGAGCUCCAACUUACUGAGCCAAGUGCCCGCUGAAAGCGUAGGGAUGCCGCCCCUGGGGAAUCCCAUCGGUGCCAAUAUCACUUCCCCUUCAGAGCCCAAGGAGGCAAAUCGGAAGAAGCUAGCAGAUAUGAUUGCAUCCAGGCAGCAGCAACAGCAGCAGCAGCAGCAACAAGCACAGACACUGGCCCAGGCCCAGGCUCAAGUUCAAGCUCACUUGCAGCAGGAGCUGCAGCAGCAGGCUGCCCUGAUCCAGUCUCAGCUGUUCAACCCCACCCUCCUUCCUCACUUCCCCAUGACCACAGAGACCCUGCUGCAGCUCCAGCAGCAGCAGCAUCUCCUCUUCCCCUUCUACAUCCCCAGUGCAGAGUUCCAGCUCAACCCUGAGGUGAGCUUGCCAGUGACCAGCGGGGCACUGACGCUGACGGGGACGGGCCCGGGCCUGCUGGAUGAUCUGAAGGCUCAGGUUCAGAUCCCGCCGCAGAGCCACCAGCAGAUCCUACAGCAGCAGCAGCAAAGCCAGUUGUCUCUGUCCCAGAGUCACUCGGCCCUUCUGCAGCCAAGCCAGCACCCCGAAAAGAAAAACAAACUGAUCGUCAAAGAAAAGGAAAAAGAAAGCCAGAGAGAGAGGGACAGUGCUGAGGUGGGAGAGGGCAACCCAGCACCCAAGGAAUCGCUGCCGGAUGCCUUGAAGGCUAAAGAGAAGAAAGAGUUAGCACCGGCAGGUAGUUCCGAGCCUUCCAUGCUCCCUCCGCGCAUCGCCUCAGAUGCGAGAGGGAACGCCACCAAGGCCUUACUGGAGAACUUUGGCUUUGAGCUGGUCAUUCAGUACAACGAGAACAAACAGAAGGUGCAGAAGAAGAAUGGGAAGACUGAGCAGGGAGAGAACCUGGAAAAGCUGGAGUGUGACUCCUGUGGCAAGUUGUUUUCUAACAUCUUGAUUUUAAAGAGUCAUCAAGAGCACGUUCACCAAAACUACUUUCCCUUUAAACAGUUAGAGAGGUUUGCUAAACAGUACCGAGAGCACUACGAUAAACUGUACCCCCUGAGGCCUCAGACCCCGGCUUACAACUUUAGCAAUCCUCCUAUCACGAGCCUGGAGGAGCUCAAGAUUGACUCCCGGCCCCCUUCUCCGGAACCGCAGAAGCAGGAGUACUGGGGAAGCAAGAGGUCUUCAAGAACAAGGUUUACAGAUUACCAACUGAGAGUCCUACAGGAUUUCUUUGAUGCCAAUGCUUACCCAAAGGAUGAUGAAUUUGAGCAACUCUCUAAUUUACUGAACCUUCCAACCCGAGUCAUAGUGGUGUGGUUUCAAAAUGCCCGACAGAAGGCCAGGAAAAAUUAUGAGAAUCAGGGGGAGGGCAAAGAUGGAGAGCGGCGCGAGCUUACAAACGAUAGGUAUAUUCGAACAAGCAACUUGAACUACCAGUGCAAAAAAUGUAGCCUGGUGUUUCAGCGCAUCUUUGAUCUCAUCAAGCAUCAGAAGAAGCUGUGUUACAAAGAUGAGGAUGAGGAGGGGCAGGAUGACAGCCAAAAUGAGGAUUCCAUGGAUGCCAUGGAAAUCCUGACACCCACCAGCUCCUCCUGCAGCACCCCAAUGCCCUCACAGGCAUACAGCGCCCCAGCAUCAUCGGCCAACACAGCUUCCUCUGCUUUCUUACAGCUCACGGCAGAGGCUGACGAACUGGCCACUUUUAGUUCAAAAACAGAGGCGAGUGAUGAGAAACCAAAGCAGGCUGAACCUCCCAGUGCACAGCCAAACCAAACCCAAGAAAAGCAAGGACAACCAAAGGCAGAGCUGCAGCAGCAAGACCAGCCUGAGCAGAAGACAAACACAGCCCAGCAAAAGCUCCCACAGCUCACUUCCCCUGCUGCGUUGCCACAGCCUCCUCCACAAGCACCCCCACCUCAGUGCCCCUUACCCCAGUCAAGCCCCAGUCCUUCCCAGCUCUCCCACCUGCCCCUCAAGCCCCUCCACACGUCGACUCCUCAACAGUUGGCAAACCUACCUCCUCAGCUAAUCCCCUACCAGUGUGACCAAUGUAAGUUGGCAUUUCCAUCAUUUGAGCACUGGCAGGAGCAUCAGCAGCUUCAUUUUCUGAGUGCACAGAAUCAGUUCAUCCACCCCCAGUUUUUGGACAGGUCACUGGAUAUGCCUUUCAUGCUGUUUGACCCUAGUAACCCACUCCUGGCAAGCCAGCUGCUCUCUGGGGCCAUACCUCAGAUUCCAGCCAGCUCGGCCACUUCUCCUUCAACUCCGACCUCCACAAUGAACACUCUGAAGAGGAAGCUGGAGGAAAAGGCCAGUGCAAGCCCUGGAGAAAAUGACAGUGGGACAGGAGGAGAAGAACCUCAGAGAGACAAGCGUUUGAGGACAACUAUUACACCAGAACAGCUAGAAAUACUGUACCAAAAGUAUCUAUUAGACUCCAAUCCAACUCGAAAGAUGUUGGAUCACAUUGCGCAUGAGGUGGGCUUAAAGAAACGUGUGGUACAAGUCUGGUUUCAGAAUACCCGAGCCCGGGAACGGAAAGGACAGUUCCGGGCUGUGGGCCCAGCCCAGGCCCAUAGGAGAUGCCCCUUUUGCAGAGCACUCUUCAAAGCCAAGACUGCCCUUGAGGCUCAUAUCCGGUCCCGUCAUUGGCAUGAAGCCAAGAGAGCUGGCUACAACCUUACUCUGUCUGCAAUGCUCCUAGACUGUGAUGGGGGACUUCAGAUGAAAGGAGAUAUUUUUGAUGGAACCAGCUUUUCCCACCUACCCCCAAGCAGUAGUGAUGGCCAAGGUGUGCCCCUCUCACCUGUGAGUAAAACCAUGGAGUUAUCUCCCAGAACUCUUCUUAGCCCUUCUUCCAUCAAGGUGGAAGGGAUUGAAGACUUUGAAAGCCCCUCCAUGUCCUCAGUUAAUCUAAACUUUGACCAAACCAAGCUGGACAAUGACGACUGUUCCUCUGUCAACACAGCAAUCACAGAUACCACUACAGGAGACGAGGGCAAUGCAGAUAAUGACAGUGCAACGGGAAUAGCAACUGAAACCAAAUCCUCCUCUGCACCCAAUGAAGGGUUGACCAAAGCGGCCAUGAUGGCAAUGUCUGAGUAUGAAGAUCGGUUGUCAUCGGGUCUGGUCAGUCCAGCCCCAAGCUUUUACAGCAAGGAAUAUGACAAUGAAGGUACAGUGGACUAUAGUGAAACCUCAAGCCUUGCAGACCCCUGCUCCCCGAGUCCUGGUGCAAGUGGGUCAGCAGGCAAAUCUGGAGACAGUGGGGAUCGGCCAGGGCAGAAACGUUUUCGCACUCAGAUGACCAAUCUGCAGCUCAAAGUCCUCAAGUCAUGCUUUAAUGACUACAGGACACCCACCAUGCUAGAGUGUGAGGUCCUGGGCAAUGAUAUUGGACUGCCAAAGAGAGUUGUUCAGGUCUGGUUCCAGAAUGCCCGGGCAAAAGAAAAGAAGUCCAAGUUAAGCAUGGCUAAGCAUUUUGGUAUAAACCAAACAAGUUACGAGGGACCGAAAACAGAGUGCACUUUGUGUGGCAUCAAGUACAGCGCUAGGCUGUCUGUACGUGACCAUAUCUUUUCCCAACAGCAUAUCUCCAAAGUUAAAGACACCAUUGGAAGCCAGUUGGACAAGGAGAAAGAAUACUUUGACCCAGCCACUGUACGUCAGUUGAUGGCUCAACAAGAGUUGGACCGGAUUAAAAAGGCCAAUGAGGUCCUCGGACUGGCAGCUCAGCAGCAAGGGAUGUUUGACAAUGCCCCUCUUCAGGCUCUCAACCUUCCUACAGCAUAUCCCACGCUCCAGGGCAUUCCUCCUGUGUUGCUCCCCAGCCUCAACAGCCCCUCUUUGCCGGGCUUUACUCCAUCCAACACAGCUUUAACGUCUCCUAAACCGAACUUAAUGGGUCUGCCCAGCACAACAGUUCCUUCCCCUGGCCUCCCCACAUCUGGAUUACCAAAUAAACCGUCCUCAGCAUCGCUGAGCUCCCCGACCCCAGCACAAGCCACCAUGGCGAUGGCCCCUCAGCAACCCCCCCAACCCCAGCAGCAGCUACAGGUGCAGCCGCCGCCGCCCGCAGCCCAGCCACCACCUGCACCACAGCUCCCACCCCAACAGCAGCAACAGCAGCGCAAGGACAAAGACAGUGAGAAGGUCAAGGAGAAGGAAAAGGCACACAAAGGGAAAGGGGAGCCCCUCCCUGUCCCCAAGAAGGAGAAAGGAGAGGCCCCCACAGCGGCCACAGCCACGAUCUCAGCCCCGCUGCCCGCCAUGGAGUAUGCAGUGGACCCUGCACAGCUGCAGGCCCUGCAGGCAGCCUUGACUUCGGACCCCACAGCGUUGCUCACGAGCCAGUUCCUUCCUUACUUUGUACCAGGCUUCUCUCCUUACUAUGCCCCCCAGAUCCCCGGCGCCCUGCAGAGCGGGUACCUGCAGCCUAUGUAUGGCAUGGAAGGCCUGUUCCCCUACAGCCCUGCACUGUCGCAGGCCCUGAUGGGGCUGUCCCCGGGCUCCCUACUGCAGCAGUACCAGCAAUACCAGCAGAGUCUGCAGGAGGCGAUCCAGCAACAGCAGCAGCGGCAACUGCAGCAGCAGCAGCAGCAGCAAAAAGUGCAGCAGCAGCCCAAAGCAAGCCAAACCCCAGUCCCCCAGGGGGCUGCUUCCCCAGACAAAGACCCUGCCAAAGAAUCCCCCAAACCAGAAGAGCAGAAAAACGCACCCCGUGAGGUGUCCCCCCUCCUGCCGAAACCCCCCGAAGAGCCAGAAGCAGAAAGCAAAAGUGCGGACUCCCUCUAUGACCCCUUCAUUGUUCCAAAGGUGCAGUACAAGUUGGUCUGCCGCAAGUGCCAGGCGGGCUUCGGUGACGAGGAGGCGGCAAGGAGUCACCUGAAGUCCCUCUGCUUCUUCGGCCAGUCUGUGGUGAACCUGCAAGAGAUGGUGCUUCACGUCCCCACGGGCGGCGGCGGCAGUGGUGGCGGCAGCGGUGGCGGCGGUGGUGGCGGCGGCUCGUACCACUGCCUGGCGUGCGAGAGCGCGCUCUGUGGGGAGGAAGCUCUGAGUCAACAUCUCGAGUCGGCCUUGCACAAACACAGAACAAUCACGAGAGCAGCAAGAAACGCCAAAGAGCACCCUAGUUUAUUACCUCACUCUGCCUGCUUCCCCGAUCCUAGCACCGCAUCUACCUCGCAGUCUGCCGCUCACUCAAACGACAGCCCUCCUCCUCCCACCCUAUAAUCUCCCACUUAA
Molecule: messenger RNA, 10251 nt
Organism: Puma concolor (puma)
Lineage: Eukaryota; Metazoa; Chordata; Mammalia; Carnivora; Felidae
Source: RefSeq, a predicted model, not a curated record